AUACAGUGAAGUAAAAUUCACGUGAUGAGAGGGAGGAACCUUCCAGACCUUUUGCGACAUCACAGCGCUUGAGUAAUACGUCCGGUUGCUUGUUGUAUUCCUCCUCGUUUCUAUACCAACACCCAAGGAGAUAUCUUCGUUCCUGCGCAGUGAUGGACGGGGGACUGACAGUCAUCACCAACCCCAUUGUGGCGGUGCGGUUGACCAGCACCCUGAGCUCCUUCGAAGUGAACAAGAAGUACAGCAGAGGCCUCUGCAUCGCCGACUUCAAGGGUAAGCUGGAGAUGGUGGUGGGUACGCCCGUGUCCUGCAUGGACCUGGAGCUGUACAGCACCAGCGACCAGUUCCUGGUGAAGAUGGACGACAACGACGCGCUGCUGGGCUCCUACCCCGUGGACGACGACUGCCGCAUACACGUGGUGGAUCGCAGUGGGGCGAAGGAAGGGGAGUUCAGUGACCUGUCCAAGGUGGAGAAGUUCACCAUCUCAGACGAUGCUUAUGCAAAGAAAUCAGACUCGGUGAGGUCCUUCAUGAAGAAGCAGAGGGUGGGUCGCUUCAACGAGGAGGAGAUGGCCGCCAAGGAGAGCGAGCAGGUCGCCCGCGACGCCAAGGAGGAGGCGGCGGCGAGCGCGAUCCCCGUGGGGAGCCGUUGCCAGGUGCAGGUCCCCGGGCAGCCCACCAAGAUAGGGGCCGUCAUGUAUGUCGGUACCGCAGACUUCAAGCCCGGCUACUGGGUGGGGGUGAAGUACGACGAACCCCUCGGAAAACACGACGGAAGUGUCGGAGGGAAGCGCUACUUUGAGUGCGAGAACAAGUACGGUGCGUUCGUGAAGCCCACCAACAUCACGGUGGGGGACUUCCCCGAGGAGGACUUCGGGCUGGAUGAGAUCUAAGCCGCCGUGUCCCCCCCCCCCCCCCCCUGGGUUGUUCUGCCUUAAAGCCCCAUGUUGAUGUUCUACUGUUGCCUGUUCAGCCCCAGAGGGGCCCACUAAUAUCAGCCCGUACCAUGCGUCGUUAUCUCCUACUCACCCCCACGAAUCAAAACGUUAGCGUGCUAGUGCCCGGAGCCCUGGUACACCGGCGUCUCCCGGUAACGAAGCCUUCAUCUUUAUCGUAGUAACGAGGUUGCAGUCCACUCUAGGUGACGAAGACUGUUUGUUAAGGUCACAUUUUGACAGUUGGCAGGCGUUUAUUAGCUGCAUGAGUGACACUAGCAGGGGGCGCUGUAAGGGCUGUCUUUAGUUCAAUGCACUUUCUCCACUCCAGGAGUGACGAGUCUAAGAAUGUUUGAAUUGCGAUACACAUUUCAUGUUUCAUUUGAUUGAUAACUUUUUCAAUCAUCUUUAGUUCCUGUUAUAAAUAAUUGGCAGACUCUAAAGAUGGUUGCAUAUGAUUUUUGUAUAUAGCGUGUUCAUGGUUUUUAUAAUAAAAAAAAAAAGAAAAGAUCAUAAAGACUGACUUGACCAUACUGUAGAUGUGUUUUGAUGAGGAGCCACCAAACCAGGGCACGAACAACUGUUGAAUACAAAGGUUUACAUUGUCACAGCCGGAGCCCGAGAGUGAUGGAUGUGAAUAACACCAUUUGAAUAAAAGUCCUUGUGAGAAAUCCUCAA
Gadus morhua (Atlantic cod) is the source of this 1613-nucleotide messenger RNA. It is a transcript of the gene tbcb, whose product is annotated as tubulin folding cofactor B. Gene Ontology annotation, cellular component: microtubule plus-end; cell cortex; nucleus. The record is from RefSeq and is a predicted model, not a curated record. Gene Ontology annotation, biological process: post-chaperonin tubulin folding pathway; cytoplasmic microtubule organization; tubulin complex assembly. Gene Ontology annotation, molecular function: microtubule plus-end binding; alpha-tubulin binding. The transcript is spliced from 8 exons. Lineage: Eukaryota; Metazoa; Chordata; Actinopteri; Gadiformes; Gadidae. Bases 153 to 893 code for a protein of 246 amino acids.